Molecule: messenger RNA, 1394 nt
Organism: Eurytemora carolleeae
Lineage: Eukaryota; Metazoa; Arthropoda; Copepoda; Calanoida; Temoridae
Product: octopamine receptor beta-3R
Exons: 12
Coding region: 2-934 (310 amino acids)
Biological process (GO): adenylate cyclase-activating adrenergic receptor signaling pathway
Cellular component (GO): membrane
Molecular function (GO): G protein-coupled receptor activity
Source: RefSeq, a predicted model, not a curated record
AAUGGAUGUUGUGUUUAGUACUGCCAGUAUACUUAAUCUUUUCUGUAUAUCACUGUACAGGUGGUUCCAGAUUGUUCGAUCUCCAGAAACAUAUCAUCAAUACUUCACUAAAACUGUUGUUAUUCUUCUAAUAAUCUCAUGUUGGGUUGUCAGUUUUAUUAUUGCGAUAGUUCCUAUCUAUACAAACAUAUACACCACGCAGGAUUUCUUGAUAAACAGAGAUAACUGUAGAUGUGAUUUUAUUGUUAAUCAGUGGUAUGCUCUUGUAUCUAGCUCAGUUUCGUUUUGGCUACCUUCAGCUGGAAUCAUUUAUUUCUAUUAUCAGAUAACAAUGUGCGCUAUAGAAAAGCAUAGAGCUGACAUCAAGCAUCAAAUAAGAAGGUCAACCUUCUCUGCGGGCUCAGGGCUCACACAGAUAGCAAACCUAGGAACUUUUUCAAGUGGUACUCAGGGUUUGAUUGAUCCCUUGGCAGCCCCUGAUUCUAGUUCUCGAACCUCCUAUUCAUCCCAAUAUCAGAUGGGGUCUUUGAACAGGACAAUCAGUACCUCACCAGCAGUAGAGAGGAACGAGUCUUUGCGAGAGAAUAUAAACGCUGCUAAAACCUUGUUAAUCCUGUUAGUGGUCUACUUGGUGUGCUGGUUUCCUUUCUUUCUCACAUACAUCAUAGACUCAUUCACGUAUAACGUAGUUCCUGAUUACUGGAUAACAUUUGUAUUCUGGUUGGGGUACUGUAACUCAGCUGUCAAUCCAUUUAUCUAUGCUGUUAAGUUCAAGGAAUUCCAGCCAGCCUUCCUGGAUACUCUCGGGUGUCUGGGACUCUGUACUUGUUGUAAUAAAGAUGUAAGAAACUUCAACUCUUCAGCCCAAGGUGUACAUUUUAGGGAGCAGCACACAAGAACCUCUACGACGGAACCAAAACCUAACGCUGUAUAGGCUGAUCUUCUACUCCUACCAAUCUACCAAAAAAAAAUACAUUUGUUAAAAAUAUGCUAAAACUCUAAAUCAAAAGUGGAUGUACAUUUUCUUCUUUUUCGGGAUGAAUUUCAUUUUAUUCCUUUAUUCUUCUAAAAUCAAAUACACGAAGGAAAGAGUUGAUCUUAAAAAAUAAAAAUAGAAAGAGAGGUGGUUGAAAUCAAACCAAGAUUUAAGUAUUUUGCACCCGCCUCAAGGUCUAAAGAGCACAUUUAUAUAAACACUAUAAAUGACUAGAUAAUGGUGUCAAGUACAGUUGUGAAUCGGGUCUUGCCAUCGUUGCAUAGAGGGUCACUUUAAAUUACGCUAACACUUCAUUUAAGCAAGGAAUGGAUUAUCUUCAUCUCUGUAAGGAAUUGAGUCUUCGCCACAAACUCAAACUUUCUAAUGUCUAUAUCUUUGUAACCUGAAUUGUAUUUCA